Messenger RNA from Exophiala aquamarina CBS 119918, 1497 nucleotides. RefSeq lists its product as uncharacterized. The record is from RefSeq and is a predicted model, not a curated record. Bases 1 to 1497 code for a protein of 498 amino acids. The transcript is spliced from 6 exons. Lineage: Eukaryota; Fungi; Ascomycota; Eurotiomycetes; Chaetothyriales; Herpotrichiellaceae. Gene Ontology annotation, biological process: transmembrane transport. Gene Ontology annotation, molecular function: transmembrane transporter activity.
AUGCCAAGCGCGGAAAUAUCGGACCGGACCACUCCAACGGGAGAGGGCGAGACACACUACAAUCCAGGCGAAGCGGAAAAGGUCGAUGAACUCAGAGAUCCUAAUAUAGUUGAUUGGGAUGGACCAGACGAUCCUGCGAACCCUCUCAACUGGUCUGCCACACGAAAAGCGACCAUGAUUGGAGUCGUCUCAUUCAUCACCUUCUUAUCGCCACUUGCCUCUACCAUCAUUGCUCCAGCGGCAGGGCUUGUGAUGCGAGACUUCCACACGACCAGCUCGAUCUUGGGGUCAUUCAUCACUUCGAUAUACCUCCUCGGAUACGCCUUCGGGCCUCUCGUGCUGGCUCCGGUGUCGGAACUAUACGGCCGCAGCAUUGUGUAUAACGUUUGCAAUGUCGUUUUCCUCGUUUUCAAUGUCGCUUGUGCUAAAGCACCGAACAUGGGAGGUCUGCUCGCGUUUCGCCUCUUCGCGGGCAUUGCUGGAUCAUCUCCUGUCACAAUUGGAGCAGGCUCGAUAGCGGAUAUGAUCGCUGUAGAGAAUAGAGGGCUUGCUAUGACAGGUUGGAUUAUUGGACCCCUUAUUGGCCCAGUGGUCGGUCCAAUCAUUGGCGGCUACCUUGCACCCGCGAAGUCAUGGCGAUGGGUGUUCUGGUUGCUGUCCAUCGUGAGUGGUGCCAUCUGUGUGGUGACGUUUGCCCUCAUGAAAGAGUCGUCAGCCCUCAUCAUCCUGGAGCGCAAAGCGAGGCGUGCCCGCAAGGAAACAGGUAACGACAAACUCAGGUCGAAGCUGCACACGGGGAGAGCAUCGAAAGAACUUUUCAUGCUUGCAAUCCUUCGGCCAACGAAGAUGCUAUUCAUGUCGCCAAUUGUAUUCUUGCUCUCUUUGUACACAUCCUCCAUUUACGCAUAUAUGUACCUCUGUUUCACCACCUUCCCAACCAUCUUCGAACAGCAAUACGGGUUUUCCCCAAGCAGUUCCAGCCUGGCUUAUCUGGGGAUCGGUACCGGGUGCAUCUUUGGGCUGCUCCUGGCUGGUGGUCUUUCUGACCGCAUGCUUAAGGCGUUAACGGUCAAAAACGGCGGCGAGCCGAAACCAGAAUAUCGAUUGCCAUUGAUGAUCAUUGGUGGAAUCUUCGUACCGGUUGGCCUUUUCUGGUACGGAUGGUCGGCGCAGACGAAGACGCACUACAUCGUCCCCAUCAUCGGAACAUCAUUUCUAGGAGGGGGCAUGGUUAUCGCAUAUAUGGCGAGCGCAACUUACAUAAUUGAUGCGUUUAAGACAUAUGCUGCGUCCGCCACUGCAGCUGGCACAGUGCUUCGAUCUCUCCUUGGAGCGCUGUUGCCCCUAGCAGGUCCUCCCAUGUAUUCCGCUCUCGGUGUGGGCUGGGGCACCUCUGUCCUUGGAUUCAUAGCUGUGGGCAUGGUACCCCUCCCGUUCGUUUUCAUUCGGUAUGGAGAAAGAAUUCGAGAGAACAAGCUGUUCAAGGUCGAGUGGUAG